This is a messenger RNA of Bursaphelenchus okinawaensis, 7599 nucleotides long. NCBI's taxonomy places the organism in Eukaryota, Metazoa, Nematoda, Chromadorea, Rhabditida, Aphelenchoididae. The record is from the annotation of a GenBank genome assembly.
AUGACACACGUGUGUCGAGGCUUCUGAAUCCUUUUAUUAGUUUUACGGUAGACAGUCCCAGCUUUUGAAAACUAUUGUAAUCAAAAAUAGACCAGAAUUUUCAUGAACUUUCAUAUUUUUUUUGCAUAUGUAUAGCUUUUUAUGUUGACAGUAAAGCCUUCACAACAUAGUAAAGACUAAAAAACUUAGCUUUAAGGCUACUAAAACCCAAAAUUUUAAAUUUUUAAGCUAGUUCAAACACUAUUACCAAGUUAGUUUAAACUUUAUAGGCUUCAAAGAACGUUGCUUUCCAUUUUCUAAUCAAAAACUCACUGACAGACCAAACUGAAAAGCCCUGUAAAGUGGAAUAGUAAUCUUUAAAGAGUUUUUACAGUCGAAAAUCGAUUUCCCUACAGAAGAGCGCAAUAAAAAGUAGGGUCUUCUUUAAUGCGGAGAGUAAAAUUACGUGACGGACUGUUUGCUUUUCGCCUCCGGACAAAUCGAUCAUGCAAAAGGGUUCAGCCAUGUGAUAAGGGCCUUAGGACAACCUGCUACGAGGAGGUCGUUUGUGUAAAGUAUGGUACCAAUUCCAAGUUUAAAUCUUGUUAGGUCUGUAAUGUAGUAGAUUGUUUGGUUUUGUCAUUUUUAAAGUUUGCAUUAGCUUUAGUUUGUUUACUUUUAAAAAAUUGGGUCUGCAGCUUCAAAAUAUGAUAUUAUAGAUCAACAACACCUUUCUUUCAUUUUCUAAUACAAAAGCACACCAUUAUGAUAAUCUUAAUCAUAUUUUACUUACUAUGAUAUUUAUCUUGCUUUUUCUUACUGAUCCGUUCCAAACCCCUUCCCCCACAGCUUUACGGAACGUACAAUAACCUCUAAUAAUCUCUCAAGUGUCCAACACAAAUAUUGUAACGUUCCAUUGGCCAUUCCGUAAACACUUUCUGUACAAAUGUUUGUUUAUUACCCAAACCGGUUCUUUUCAAAUGUGCCGACGCUAAACGAACGAAUGUUUCUGACGAUGAUAUUCAUCUUCCCAUUUUCAGAUCUCGCGCUCUCAGUUCGCCCUUAAUCCCAAAGAAGAAUCGAGCAAUUGGAAGUCGCCACUGUCGCUGGUUGCCUCGAAAUGUAAGUUGUUGUAUGGAUGUUCGGGUUUAGGUGUUGUGAAGAUAAAGGUACUAUAAUAUAACUGACGGCGGUAACAUUAGCAUACGACUACUGUUAGUUGAGAUAAACGAGCUUCCAUGUAUUAUAGUACCCAUUGGUCAAAGUUAAUCUUAGUUUUGUUGUCAAUACACUUAAAAUGUCUCUUUAGUCUCACUUAGAUCACCUUCAGAAGCCAUAGCAAACCUAAUAUAAUAUAAAAACUUCGACAGAGUUCGAAGCCAAAGAGCUAUAACAUAAAAGGUUCAAUGAGAUUUAUGGGUAACGAGGUAACUCAGUCUAGCGACUUCAAUAGCUGGCGAAAAGGCGACGCGAUAUCACGAGGCAGUAGCGACUAAAUAACACAGUAGAUAUCUAGAUAUCAGAAACCAUAGAAUAUCAUAGUAGAUCUCAAAAACCUAGAAUAACAUAAUAGAUAUCACGAUACGAUAUAAUAGGGGAUAGAUACCGUGAGGUAGUAAAAGACAUCAAAGGUGUGUCACCAGGUUAAGCGAUAGCCACACCCUGAGGGCAAAUACGAUGACGCAGCUUUUUUAACCUCAACAGAUUGUGUUAUCGUACUUUUUGCUUUAUCGGUCGCUGUGUCACAGUAGAACGGCCUUGGAUUCAGUUUAGGUUCGCAUGCUUUAGGUUAGAUAUAUAUUUUAGGUAUUAAAUUUUGAUGUUAUACAUGGUAUUUUUGGGACCUUGUUUUAGGUUCUUAACCCUUAGGGCCUUACUUUAAACAGUUGUUUGAUUCGAAACGUUACGCUACAUCAAGUAGUAGUCGAUAGAUGUAAAAACAUUACUAGGCUAUAUUGUAGUAGCCUCUUAAAAAUUCCAAAAAGACCAUUAAUCGUACCAAAACAGAUCCACCUUACCCAAAAUCGCCUUCAGAAGACGUCUAGUCAAAGUUAACGACCCUAGCAUCAGGGAUUUAUCCGAUUCUUUAUUUACGAGCGCUGAUUACAGCAAUAUGUUUGCGAGUAACUACAAAAACAAGACAACUGCAGCGACCUUCCAUCUUCGUUGACCUAUUAUUAACCAUAUCGCGCAUCACACGAAAGGCGACGUCCAUCGUAAAAGCGGAAGGGGAGAAGCGUAAAUCACGUUCUACGCAUUAGGAACGUCGAACGAUCAAUUAGAUAUUCGUUUGACCUCGGGCUUACCGUACUCUGCCUUGUCCUUUGAAAUUAAUUUUCUCAGCUGGAGACUGAGGUAGUGUUUCUAACAUGAGAUCGAGGCUAGAUGUUUCUACUAAAUGAAAUUGUUUUCGUGAAAAACAGAGAAAAGUUGUGCCUACUAAGCUAAAUUAAAGUUAACCAUAAGACUAACAGAAGGUUCUGCUGAUAUGAAGCUAACUGACAGUGUUUCAGAUGCCUUUGGUUCACGUGUCAUGAGCUCAAACGAUUCGCUAAACAUGGAUCAAGGUCAGCAACACAGCCAUGAUACGGUAAGACUUUGUUUUUUAUCAAUAAUAACAUCACAUCACAACAUUUCGAUAGCAAAAGUUAUUGACUAGUCAACGAUAGAUACUCGUAUUAUUAAAUACAGAAAAAACUAACUUAUUCCAACUACAACUUUCAGCAAGACCAAAGAGUCUACGGAGCCGUCCUAGCCUCCCCCGCAGUCAGCCGACGCGAUUUCGGCCCUCCCCAGCCCACGUAUGCCAUGCCCACCCAAGCUCACCCCCAGCCGGGUAAAAUGCUGGUAGACCCUCAAACCGGCCAACAAUACUUUGUACCAGCUGCCCCACAACCUCACGUUGCAUAUUACCCAGUAUUCUACAAUGCGCCGCCACAAAGCUCUCAACCGGUAUAUUACCCACACCAUACGCCAGCCGGCUACAUGGUCAGUGCACCGCCAAUGCCUUCGCCUACCGUCCAGAAUCAACCCUAUUACUUUCCUCCUACUUAUAAUCAGCAGGGAUCCAUGGGUAACUUCUCCCAGAGCUUCGGCCAUCCUCCCACCUCAAGUCAGGGCUACAGGGUUGAGAUUCCGCCGAGCUCAUCAGUUAGCAUUUGUGGAGAGCGAGUAGGUUCUUGGUAUUACUUUAAAAGUUCUAAAUAUAAGAGUACAAUUGCUUUUACAUGACUAUAUGAAGCAUCUCUCAAUAAUUAUUGUAAAUUAAUAUUUCAGGAAAGCCCCACCCAAUACUUCCAAAGGCAUCACGAGUCUCGGCUGUCUACAGAAUCCACAAACAGUAGCAACAGUCGACACUACGUGCAGAACUAUGUUGAUGGUGCCAAGACUGAUGACUCUAUGUCUCCGGUACCUCAAAAAAUACAGAGUCAGAACACAACCCCACCCACAUCUUCAAUAAACAGUACGAUGGAUCACUCAGCACGUUACAGUACCACAUCCUCAUCAACUACAUCUGGAUUCGUUUCACAUGCUGGAGAAGGUCCAAGUGAACAUAUUCGACCUACACACCUGAAGUCAACUUUCCAGAAGCCUCAGCUUUAUGGAUCUCCAGCAUGGUGGGGCGAGGAAUCCAGUCCAGACGAAAAACGAGAGCAAGAACAAACUCCAACUAGAUCGUGAGUUUCUUAACUUCUUUCAUCAUGUUUAGAAAGGGGUUCUACAAGUCCUUAUUCGUUUACACAAGCCUUUCCUUCUCAAAUGCAAUCAAACCUUAGUCUUUAUUACCUAAAUUUAUCAAAAAAACCAAAUCACUUACCUAAACACCAACUAAAAUCAAAUUUCAGAUCGAAUUCAAGACAAAACUCGCGUUCCGACGAGAAACUGCACAGCCCAACCACUUCGACACCAUCCGAAGCCAAACCGCCACAGAAUGCCGAAUCCCCAGUCCCUCAAGGCACGGACCCGAAGCCGGUGAUGAAGGCGAUCAGGAUGGACAUUGAUCUUAGCCGUCCGUUUUCUCCCGAACAGAAGGAGAAGAUCAAUGUGAAAGGUGAGUUCGAGAAUAACCUCAAAUUUUAUCACAAAAGUAUUAUUUUUCUCUAAUUGGGCGCAAAGUGUUCUGCAGCUGCAGAACUUCUUUUCGGAACAAUAUUUUAUACGCUCAACACUUUCCGAACAAAAUUUUGUUGUGAAGUUAUCUUCAAUAACUUUACCUUCUAGCUGCUCAAGCAGUUCAAUCUACCGCGUUUACUGUCAACUUCGAUGAUAUCACAGACAAGCCAAAGCGCAAUAAACCUCCAGUUUUAUCGUCCCAAGAACAACAACGUCGUCAGUUCAGACGUUCCGUUCCUCCAUCCAAGGCUGGACCAGCUCUACCGGCUGCUGCUGGCAAUGACACCAAACAUUACCUGUUCUCCAAGAUGAUUCAGGGCUUUCCUAAAGGACAAGGUAACAUUUUGAAUUGCUUUUUUGGAGUUUCAAUAAUAUUUUAUAUUUUCAUGCGUUUGUAGAGACGAACCAUGUUAUGACUGAAAUUUAGAAAAAUAUCUUUUUGCUUUUGUAAUUUCAAGAAUCCGGUUUUUUGUUUGAAAUUUCAAGAAAUUUGAUUCUGACUUUUGAUAAAAUGAAUUUUAGAUAACAAUGAGUCAGCGAUGAUGGCAUUGAGCAUAAAAAGCGAAGCCGACACGCUAAGCGAAGCAGGAACUUAUGUUAUUGGUAAGUGUUACCUAAUUUGUGAAUUUUUAAAUUUAGAUAACAAAAUGAAGAAAAUAAACUGUCCAAAACACAUUAUAUUAUAAUAUUAGAGCAAAAAUCUUCCUUGAAUUUUAUACUCAAGUAUUUGAACUUAACAUUUGUACAAAAAAAUUGUUUUAGAAAACAAAGAGCCAAAACAAAGCAAUCACCAUCGUCGUCAACGCAAGUACUCGUCCUCAUCCUCAAGUUCCAGCGACUCUACAGAGACUGACGGUGAUGGACCAACUUGCUCUCAGCCUACUUCAGCUCGUCUCUACACUCCUCGCCCAGAAACCGCGAAUUCAUCGAUGGUGUCAUCUACGGUGUCAUCGGUGAGGUCAUCUGACCAUCAGAAGCCUUCACCUCCAUUCCCGAUGAAGCGGCAUCUGAUGAAAGACCUACGAGACUUGAGGAAUCAGAAUCAGCAGGCUACACCUCCAUCGCCACGAUCUUCAUUGCCGGCUCCGAAAGUCCGCUCCAUGGUGGAUCAAUCUAAGAAUUCGAGGCUAAAUCCGCCUUCGAAGCCGUGUCAGACACAGCAAACAACGUCACGAGCUGGAAUCUCGAGCAAUGCUGGAUUCAGGUACUUUUUUAAAAUGACGUUUUAGUAUUGAUUACAGUUUUUAUGGUUAAUAUUAGUAACAAUAGGGUGAAAGGCUUAAAUUCACAAAGUUUUAGCUUCUUAAAUAAGCUGUAAACUAAGUUUUUGCAUUUCAAAAUGAUUUCGCUUAUAUUAUACUAGACUUUGAAAGGUUACUAAUGAGUUUGGAAGAGUUAAGCCUUAACGAUAGCUUCUUGAUGAGUAACUUAACAUUACUUUACUAUAAUCACUUACUUUUCUUUUCACAGAUCUGCAAGAUGUCACAGCGAAACGUGAGCAAAUCUUCUUUACUGGGUUUGAACAUUGUGAUUGUAGUUGUUGUAACUCUUAGUUGUGUUAACAUUCUUUUGGUUUUAUAACACCUACACUCACAAAAGCACGUUUGUAUAUUACAUUAGAUACGACUAUAUUUACGUAGUUGUAUCUACUGUUAUGUACAUAAUUAUGCGUUUUACUUUUGGCUAAAGCUGUUAUGAAGUUAUUGGUUAUAAUAUAGUAAAUUCUAACUUAUGGUUAGUUAUAGUAGUACGAUCGUGGUGCUACGAUAACUGUACUACAUACUUUUGUUAUGAGUUGUCGUAGUGUAGAUGUUGUUUUAAGUGGCGUAACUUUUGGUUUGUAAAUGUUUUGAGUUCAAUAUACAGCACUUUUCGUUACCUAAAUUAAUAUUAUUAUAGACGAACCGAUGGUGGUCGAUUCUCGAUGAGGUCGGGAGUUAAUCAGCCGACUGUUGGUGGUCUUAGGCCAGCUACAUCACAAACUAUGAGUCAGAAGCCUCCAUUUAAGGCUGGCGUAGCUCCAGCAAAAAAGGUAUGUUUUGGUUUUGAUGUUGUAGGCAUGGAAAAUAUAAUUUGAGGUUAUUUUUGUAAAGUUUCAAUGAGCUUUGUAUCUAUUAUAAUCUGUUUGUGACUGUAAAAAUGUAAAAACUUUGUUUCCAGACCUCCAAUUCGAAGGAUUCGCCCGAAAUGGUGGCCUGGCUCCGACGAAAGGAAUACGAUCCUCGAAAAUCAGCCGCCGAAGCCAAGAAACAACAAUUGAAACAGCGGUAAGUUAUGAUCGGAGCCUUUAAAACUAACCUCAUUAACAGUUUGUUAGAGUUAUCGACCGGGCACACGUCAAGAAGGGAUCAGUUAAGACGGGAAGAGUAAGAUAGCCGUCGUUUAGUGAAUGUUGUUGGUGUUUAGAGUUGUUUUAAUGGUUAUUUAGUGUUGUCUGGCUUUUGAUAUUAGUUUUUUGCUAUUUUUGGUUUAAAAAAUGAAAAGGAGCUGGUUUUAAGACAUCAUAAAGGUUUACACUAAAAUAGAGCUUGAAAACGUUUAACCAGCAUAUUAUAGUAGGCUGUGUUAUAGAUUUUGAAAGUUUAUAUUAAUUUAUAUUGAUUUAGUUUGUCUGUGAUGUGUUGUGGUGGUAUUAUUAUCCAUAUCUGGACGUGUACAGUAGUUUACAUUAUGUUUUAGUAGCGACAAUUUCUUUGCGAACCGUUCGUUGUCUUGUAACCAGCCGACUGCCGGAAGUUUCCGUCGUUUAGUACGGCCUUACGGGGAUGAACGUUCCAACAAGUCGCACGAUGACCUGAGCCAUGUUGGAGAAGAACCUGAUGACUUCAGCUUGUCUGGAUCUAAUGUAAGUUAUUGUUGAAGCUGAAAUUUCUAUUUUUCGGGUUUUUGCUUAUAGUAUGAGCUUAAAAAUUUUUGAAAUGCUAAUGAUUUACAUCAAGUAAUAAUCUUAAUUUUAGUCCAACUUGGUCAGAACAGUUGACGAGCUUACCGUGAAAUGUCAAAGAAGUAUGCAGUUGUUGAAGCUAUGUAACCCUAAGGCUCUUACCUCGUCAGUAGAACAUUUACUGGACGAAAUGGUCGAGGAACCGGGCUCUGUGGACGGAAUCAGCGCCGUCGACCGGUUGAAUCGCUUAAGCGAAGCCUUCGGAGCUAUUCAGAAGUGUUUGGAGCUUCAGCAAAGCGAAAAGAGUGGCAACUCCAGUCCGGCAAGAAGUACGGUCUUCAGUCAAGCGCUACGGUAAGUUACUGUACGGGGUUUUAUAUUGUAGUAGGCGUUUUAAAGGAAAAACUAAGUUUAAGCUUGCAAAAUGAGGUUAUGGAUAAACAAGUUUACUAUGGUUACACAUGUUAUAAUAUAGUGCAUUACUGUGGUAUCAGUCAUGUAUUUAUGUCUUAUCUUACAGCCGGCUAACCUCUCCCACCCAAACGGACAUGGGCCAGUCCAGCUCCAACUCGGAAGCCCAGUCCCCAGAAUUGUCUAGGCCAAUUGCAUUUACACCAAACUAA